AUAUCCAACGAACGGGCAAUCCGCUCUUAGCCUUUUCUCUCUGAGGUCGGUUGGUGUAGAGAGAGUGAGAAAAAAUGGCGACGCUGUGCCUCUCAUCAUCUUCAUUAUCACCUCUUUCUUCAGCUUCCACACGAACGGCGACUGCGCCAAGAAUGGCGGCUGCAUCAACUUCAUCGUCAUCAUCAAGUAAUUUUAAUCUUUGCGAACAUCUAUCAAGUGGUUAUAGAUUGGGUUCGAUAGUUUCACACAGACUACAGCCAUUGAAAUCUCAUAGAAGGAAAUUACAAGUUGUAUGUAUGGCUCCUGAUGAAGAGAAGAUGACUCGGAGAUCUCCUCUUGAUUUUCCAAUUGAAUGGGAAAGGCCUAGACCUGGACGAAGACCGGAUAUCUUUCCACAGUUCAGCCCGAUGAAAACACCUUUGCCACCACCAUUGCCAGCAGAUCCUCCAGAAGAAGAUGAGGAAGAAGAAGAAAAGAAGGAGGAAGAAGAAGGUGAAGAAGGUGAAGAAAAUGGGGAGGAAGAACCUGAAAAGCAAUCAAGGAUGCAGCAUUUUAUGAAGGAUUGGUGGCCUUGAGGUUUUCUUUUAACAUUUAUAUUGCUAAUCAGUUGAUCCCUUUCACCAUUUUUUCAGCGCCAGUAUGCUGCGGUAAACCCAGUUAAACGUAGUGUUGUUAUCUGUUGUUUAAUGAUAGUUGGAGCCUGUUAGGACACAGUAACCGCCUGCUGUGACGUUUGUGAGCUUGUAAUUUGGGGUGGUUAGUAAGGCUCCACGAAGGGGUAGUUUGUUAAAGAAUGUUCAGUUCUGUUUUUGAAGGAUUAUAUAGCCGAGUAAUAUGAGAAUUAGUAAGAAAUAAAGUCGUUAUGUGGUCUCA
Messenger RNA from Papaver somniferum (opium poppy), 873 nucleotides. RefSeq names its product coiled-coil domain-containing protein 9-like. Bases 75 to 575 code for a protein of 166 amino acids. NCBI's taxonomy places the organism in Eukaryota, Viridiplantae, Streptophyta, Magnoliopsida, Ranunculales, Papaveraceae. The record is from RefSeq and is a predicted model, not a curated record. The transcript has 2 exons.